CUGCAUGGAUUCUAGCCACUGAUGUGCGCUUUGCUGCAGUCGUCGCGCUGGCUCCCGAUCUCACUGAUAGAUCAAUCGAUCGUGUGGCGUGGCUCACCUACCUCUACGCGCCCAUGUCACUGCAUGACCACCAGGCCUGGAUCCACAUCCUACAUGUACAUGUAUAUGUACGCGUGUGUGGUACACUGGUACACUGUAGUCGCUUCGGCUGGAAAAACUGGAGUGGACGCUGGCAUGACUGGACAAAAUUGUACUAGAGUUUUUAACUUUUAACCCUUUGUUCGUCAUGGAUGAUCCAGAUAUUUCAGUGUCCUUGGUCAAGAUCGAUUCUACAACACAGGGAGUCAAAAGUGCUGAGUCAGAAAUUGCCAACAAUGACCUUGUUGAUGGGAAUUUGUUGGGAGGCUCAAAAGAAUGUCACAUGCUGUGGGACUCGUUACGGAAACAGGGACAGCUGUUCAAAGUCCUGGACACCUUGACGGCGAAGACAGCUCGGCUCAUUGGCCGAGUUCAAAAUCAAACUGCAACAGAGGCAGAUAGUGCCACGGUCGUUGAGCUUCUGCUGCAACUGGGCAUCAUGUUUGUGGACAUGGAAACUAAGGAGGAUGGGUCCAAGGAGAAGAGAUUCACCUUUGUGACGGAUGUUGAGUCAACGCUAACACGGCAAGCCUUCUCAGCGUCUCAGUCUAUGACAAAGGCAGCACCCCCUCAGCCGGUUCCACCCCUGCAUUUGAGCUCCGUGGAGACGGGCAGCGACAGCGACGAAGACCAUGCUGACACCUUUGAGCCCAAUGAAAUGACAGACGACAUUGUGGAAGACGUCCCCGCCGAGCCUCCAUCCUACGUCUGCGAGUGGUGCAAGGCGGAUCAGGGCACCCCGGUCAUGCUGGACCUGCACCUCCUGCAGCACUGCCCGGUUCUGACGCGGUACCGGGAUGAGAACCUGCCCUGCCCAAGCUGUGGGAAAAGUUUCCGCCAGCUCCUCCGGCUGCAGAACCAUUUGUUUAUCGAGCACGGCAUGGAGACUGCGGAGGCCGUGACAAUCAUGCACGAGCUGAACAUCAAAUAUUCCAAGCAGCAGAAAGAGGACGAAAAGGAGAACGAAGAGGGAGAGGCACUGUCCGCAGAGGAAAGCGAUAACUCUACAGGAUCGGACGCAACUGAUGCACCUCCUAGGGUUUGCAUUAGGUGCGAAGUGUGUCGGGGUAAAUUCAAGACUCGUAUAGCUUUGCGAUCUCAUCUGAUGGAAGUACACAAGUUCUCCCGACAGAAAGCUGCCAGCAGCGUGUACGCGUCAGUUAGGUGUGCGGAGGUACCAUCCCCCACCAAGGCAGACUCUCAUGUACCCAAGAAAUCCCCAAAGCAACCUGGCUAUUUACUUGCCUGCGUUAAGUGCACAGUGAGCUAUAAGGAUCGCGCACAGUUGGUGAAACAUUUGAAGUCAGCUCACUUUAUGUCACAAAACAGGGCACAGAAGGAAGCUAAUAAAAAAUACAAGGAAUUGAACGCGACAUUUGCUUGCGAUUUGUGCCUCAAAAGAUACUGCAACCGCUACGUGUUUACCCGGCAUUUAAUUGAGAGCCAUCAGUUUUCUAAAAAUCAGGCACGUCUGAAAUCGGCACAGAUGUAUCCGCACGAUAAGAAGAGACGCACAACAGGAGCAACAGCAACUCCUGCGGCAAGAUCAAGAAAACUCAAGGAACUGCAGUUAAAAUCCAAGGAUGAAGACUCAGAUAUUGAAGAAGGAGCUUCAGAGAAACAGCCACGACGUUCUCUCCGAACUGCCCGCAAAAGAGGAAGGAAGGGAAGAACACCAAAGUGCAUAUCCAGGAAGCUGGCUGAAGAAGAGGCGGAAGAGAUGAGUGAAGAUGUACAAGAAAACCAUGGCAACAGAGAGAGUGAUGAUGAGGUCAUCCCAGAAAAAGAGAGCAGUGUCAGUAACUCAGGAGGGAAGACAGAUGGAGCAGAUGAAGACUUUGAGCUUGAGGAGAAGAGAGCACAUUUUAAAAAACAAACCAGGAAAAAAGCACGCCGGAGUUCGGGCAGCAUAUCUGAUGAUGAAGACUAUGUUCCAUCAAAUUCAGAAUCCGAGGAGAAUGUAAAGAAAUUUAAGUGGGGGCAUUCUGAAAAAGCAAAGGCAAAAGUGGAGCCAACAUCAGCCCCACCAUCUGAAAGCAAUGUGAAGGACAGUGAAAAACCGGAGGAAAACCCUGACGACGACGGCUCAAAUCGAUCAGAAAAACUUCCCAAGAAACGGUCGGGAAGAGGUCGCAGAGCUAAUGUCCAGGGCAAGCACAAGUGCCCCCACUGCGAUAAAAGUUUCCUUCACCUGAGCUACGCCAAGUUGCACAUUUCCACGAUCCACAAAGAGAAACCGGCAUAUCAGUGCAGCACCUGCCAGAAACCGUUCUACUUCAAGACCACCUUCCUAAGGCACCUGAACUGCCACAAGAACGAAGAGAUGGGGAUAAACUUUGACUGUGAAGUCUGCGGCAAACGCUUCCUGGACAAGAACGCCCUGAACUCACACAAGAGGACCCACUCCAAAGACAACCCUUUCAAGUGUGAAUUUUGCGACAAGAGUUUCUUCCACCAGUCGCUGUUGCUGCGCCACCGCAACAUGCACACCAAGGAGACCGAGUACAAGUGCCCGCACUGCGACAGGGUGUUCUACCGGAAAGGCGGGCUGACGUAUCACAUUGCGUCCAUUCAUGACAAGAAGCGGGACCACGUCUGCGGGCAGUGCGGCCAGGGCUUCCCUUGCAAGAGUGCCUUGCUGGCCCACGAGCACAGCCACAGCACGGCCCGGACUUUCCAGUGCGAUAUAUGCGGGACCAGGGUCAAGACCAAGGGUAACUUGAAGGAGCACAUGAUAUGCGUCCACACGGACAAGCGGGCAUACAAGUGCGAAAUAUGCCAGAAGACGUUCAACCGCAGCCACCGCCUGACCUUGCAUAUGAUGAUGCACCGGGACGAGAGGCCGCACAAGUGCCAUUUGUGUGAGAAGGGUUUUCGCACCCGCACCAACCUCCGAGUCCACAUCAAGUGGCAUCAGGACCAGCGUGACUUCCAGUGCGAGCAGUGCGGCAAGACCUUCCUGAUUCCUGGGAACCUGGACCGGCACAUGAAGACACACCGGAACGGCAAAAGCUACCGGAGGAAAGCCUCCAGAAAGACUGCCCCCGAAGCUGGCCUGCCGAGCGCAGACCAAACACAACUGACCACCCACAUGGAGGCUCAGGCUUGUACCACAGUCGACAAUCAAUUCCAGACAGUCCAAAGUCUCGUUUCAGGAGAGGGAUUUGAGUCGGACCUCCCAACGCUGGCUUCCAUAGCUCAACACCUGUCCACCAUGAACAUACCGGUCUUUCAGGCAACCAGCAGCACGACGCAAGCUACCAUACCGGUGUCAAUAAACCGCGCUGAAAACACCUGCACCCUUCUGCCGGGCUCAGUCAUGUCGGGGGAGGCCUCAGCUGCUCUGGCAGCAUUCAGCCACGCUCAGCAACAGCUGCAGGGGACAGGCACAGACCCGCCAGUUGUCAGUCAGGCAGUGCAAGGCAGCUACGAGCAUAUGGAAUUGACCAUGUAAAGUGAUUCCUGCCUUUCACAGAGGCCAAGUGUAUAAAUCAAUGAACUUCUGGAAAGUUGUUAAAACUAAAAAUCUUAAAAUUUCAAAAUAAGUGAAUUCUUGAUGAAUUGCCUACAUUGUAUAUAUAUGUACAUGCAAAGAUUGGAAAGAAAAUCACAGCCACUUCCCCUAGACAGGUGUACAAUAUUUUACUCUUAGCCACAGCCAUUUGAUUCAGUUGUGGCUGUGGCUGUAGCAUAAAUCAUUCCAUUGUAAUUUUAAUGACGGUCACUGACAAGUUUGAAUAUUGCAGGGGGAGGGAAGACUGAAAUAAAGAUCUGAAGUUUGUUUUCCAGAUGUCCACUUUUCCCAGA
Messenger RNA from Acanthaster planci (crown-of-thorns starfish), 3945 nucleotides. RefSeq lists its product as uncharacterized. NCBI's taxonomy places the organism in Eukaryota, Metazoa, Echinodermata, Asteroidea, Valvatida, Acanthasteridae. Gene Ontology annotation, biological process: regulation of DNA-templated transcription. Gene Ontology annotation, molecular function: DNA-binding transcription factor activity, RNA polymerase II-specific; RNA polymerase II cis-regulatory region sequence-specific DNA binding. The record is from RefSeq and is a predicted model, not a curated record.